UGCUUAGCCGUCGACCAAUUGGAUUUUGCGAUACACAACACGUGUUGCCUGCCGUGACGUUGGUCUGUUUGUCUGACAACCUUCCGCAAAAAAGGAGAUAAGACAAGUUCGUUGCUUUAUUUAGGAUCUCACUCAGCCACCAUCAAGAGGUAUCAGUGAGUCAGUGUAGAGUUUGAAUACAUUUAGUAACCAUGGUGUACAAUUAUACAAAACCCCGUGGCCCUAUCGCUGCUAUGUACAGCAGCCCCGGCCCUUGUUAUGGACUUCCAGGCCUUGUUGGACAAAAAUCCCAUGAUCCCCGUAGUGUUCACCAAAAAGCUGCCUCCUAUCCGUUCGGUGUUCGUCACGGAAAAUUCAGGGAUGACUGCAGUCCAGGACCCUGUUAUUACCCUAACCCCAAAGUGUACCGGGAUGGUGGAGAUGGAACCCCCCAUUACUCUCUGUACGCUCGCCAGAAGGAUGGGACCAUGUUUAAAGUGCCCGGCCCCGGUGCAUACAGCCCCGAAGGUGUCGGACCCACCGCUCACUUCCGCCACCCUGCCUACAGCUUCGGAACCCGCCACAGAAACAGGAGAACUGAUAACACUCCCGCUCCUAAUAACUACACAUUGACACCAAUGCUUGGAAACACCAAGGAGAGUGGGAAGCUGCAGGCCCCAAUCUACUCCAUGUCUGGCAGGCAAAAGCAGGGAGGUUUUCACGAGGAUCUGGCCAAGACCCCUGGACCAGGAACUUAUGACACUGCUGAUCCCAACAUCACAAAGGAUAAGUCCCCACACUACAGUAUGACCAGCCGUAAUGUCAUGCCAGGAGACACCACCCGCAAACCUGGUCCCGGUGCUCACUCCCCACAAAGUGUAAGAUCCACCUCCACAAGUUCAUUCAUUGUUGUGUUACACAACACUUUUACAACUUCAUUCAUACAAAUUUUAAACGCCAUACACACAAGGUAGCAGGUAGUGUCUAUAUAGAGAAAACAGUACACUCAAGAAAGCUGGUGGAGAGGGCAUGGGUAAAGACCCUGGGGAUGGGGGUGGGGUGGGGUAAAGACCCAGGGUGUGAGGGACGGGUAAAGACCGUGGGGAUGGGGUAUAGUGUAAAGACCCAGGGGGUGAGGGACAGGUAAAGACCCAGGGGGUGGGGGAUGGGCAGAACAGGACAUUUAAAAAAUUUCUUUAUAAUAAGAAGGGGAAAUUUAAAACCUUUGUGAGGAAUGGUAAUGGGAGAUUGAAAAUCUUUUUGGGUAAUUGCUAAAGAAAAAUUUAAAAUGUGUUUGGAGAAUUACAUGAAGAAAUUUAAAACCUUUUUGGGUAGCUGCAAGUGGAAAUUGAUUUAAGAUCUCAUAAAAUAGUGCAUGUUCUUUACUUAUGAGAAUCUAAUGAGUUGUUUUCUUUCACAGGUCUGGACUCACAAGAAGAAAAUGCCGGAAUUCUCUUUCGGAAUCCGCCACAGUCAAUAUUUAGCUCCCCUUAUUGUGGAUCAGGCAGAUUGAAUACAUGCAGACAAUUCUUCUUAAUCAUUUUCUUUAGGAUCGUUUUAAUUUUGUAAAAAUAUACCGAGUUUUGUAAAUUUGAACACAAUUUCCAAAUCAAAAAUUACAUAAAAGUUUUUAGUUACUUUUUAUUUCAGCACAGGUUUAUAAUAAAAUCAUGACUUUCUAUUUCCUGCCUAUUUUUUCAUCUUGUAAUGAAUUUUGUGUUUUUUUGUUUGUAUCCACAAAGGCUGUGAUAAUUAUUUUAAGAUUACUGAUAGGAAAACAUAUCACUUGUAUUUAGUAUGAAGUCAUAAUUUCAAAAUUAGGUUGAGACUUUUUUUUUCUACCAUGCAUUGAUGUUUGAAAAAGCAGUAUUAGGAUGCAAAAUGGGACAAAGGACUUAAAGUAUUAACAAACAUGUGUAGUUAGCUGAAGUAGUGUAAAAAGAACUCGGAUUAUAAAAGCCUCAGGAGUGUUUCCUUUAGCCAUAACUGCAUUAUCAUUGUAUGAUUGUGAUUAAAUAUUAUAUAUGUCAGUUGCAUUAUAUGAAAUAUUAUUUGUAUGGAAUAUUUUUCAUUGUACAAAGUUUUUCUAUGUGAUAUAGUAUUAUUGUCAUUUUUCAAAACUUUUUGUUUAUAUUUUUUUCUAUCUCUAUUUACCAGUCACUUGUUUGAGUGAAUUAUCCCCCUUUUCCUCUUAAUAUCUUUGGACCAUUACUGCACUUUAUCAUCAAUGUGUUUGUUAAAAGUUUACAAUUCACCAGCUUACAAACAAAUUCAGUUUGCCAAAACAUCAGGUAUAUGUCAGUCGAUAAAGUAUUAUAUAUAAUUUAUUUUCCUCUCUCUCUCAAGAAUUGUCAGUUGGUUUUUUUUUCGAUAAUUAGAUACAUUUUCGAGGAAUUUUUGAAAUUCCCCUAGCUUAACAGUGUGCGGAUAUUGUCCAUUGCUGCUCUAAAAACAAAACUUGACAAUUCUUGAUUGUUGUAUUUUUUGCUCAAUGUUUCAGUCUUUCUGUUAAAUUAAAAUCAGUAUGAGCAGAGUUAUCUUCCUGUACAUGACACAGCAGCAUAAUGUCGGCGAUUGAUUACAACGUUUCUGUAGCAACAACUAACAGAAUAAAAUAUGCAUUGUUGAAACACA
Molecule: messenger RNA, 2613 nt
Organism: Ostrea edulis (European flat oyster)
Lineage: Eukaryota; Metazoa; Mollusca; Bivalvia; Ostreida; Ostreidae
Product: outer dense fiber protein 3-like
Exons: 4
Coding region: 192-953 (253 amino acids)
Cellular component (GO): cytoskeleton
Source: RefSeq, a predicted model, not a curated record